UUUGUGGAUGAUUUCUGUGGGGACUAGGGAUGCAAGGAAGGGGAUAGAAUUAGGGUUUGCAGGUAGGAUAGAGAUGGAGGAUACUGAGCUUGAAGAAGGCGAAGCUUGCUCUUCCCACAUCAAUGAAUACGAUUCCAACAUCGAUGUCGAUGUUGCUCUCUCUUACAUCGAUGAUAAAAUUCAGGAUGUUUUGGGACACUUCCAGAAAGAAUUUGAAGGUGGAGUUUCUGCGGAGAAUUUGGGGGCAAAGUGGGGUGGGUAUGGCUCAUUUUUACCUUCCUAUCAGAGGUCUCCAGUGUCGUCUCAUCCAAAGACUCCGCAAAAAGUUCAGAACUGCAGCUUACUCAAAUCUCCCAACAAUUUGAAACUUGAGGCUGGUCAACGUAACAACGCAGUUUGUUAUAAUACACCUCAGUCAGUGGGAGUUGGACCUGCUUCUACAGGUUCCACUUCGCUUGUUGCACCAAAGGCACCCUCAGCAAAUGAUCCAGUCAAACAAGAAGGAAGUGUGUCAUUAAUUCAAGCUGACCAGUACGCUCCUCGGCAUGAAUCUGCAAACAAGAAAGAUAUUAAUUCAUCAGACCAGAAAACACUGAAGGUGCGACUUAAAGUGGGAUCGGAUAACUUGUCAACACGAAAAAAUGCUAUCUACAGUGGGCUUGGUCUUGAUGCCACAUCGUCUUCCUCAGUAGAUGAUAGCCCUUCCGAGAGUGAAGGGAUAUCUCAUGAGCCUCAAGAUGCCCCAUUUGAAUCUCCCACCAGUAUUCUUCAGAUUAUGACUUCCUUUCCCAUGCAUGAGGAUAUGAUGUCACCUCUUCACGAUGACCUCAUUUACUUAAUUGAAAGGAAAAGCUCCUAAAAGAGGGUAGAGUGAAUGGAAAUCAUACCAUGGAGGGAGGUGGGAAAGUGUCAGGAUCGAGGAAAACAAAAUCGGUUGAAAGAAAUGAU
Messenger RNA from Pyrus x bretschneideri (Chinese white pear), 948 nucleotides. Its product is annotated as cysteine-tryptophan domain-containing zinc finger protein 7-like. The transcript is spliced from 5 exons. Bases 8 to 859 code for a protein of 283 amino acids. Lineage: Eukaryota; Viridiplantae; Streptophyta; Magnoliopsida; Rosales; Rosaceae. The record is from RefSeq and is a predicted model, not a curated record.